Salvelinus fontinalis (brook trout) is the source of this 9922-nucleotide messenger RNA. RefSeq names its product pregnancy-associated plasma protein A, pappalysin 1a (gene pappaa). NCBI's taxonomy places the organism in Eukaryota, Metazoa, Chordata, Actinopteri, Salmoniformes, Salmonidae. The coding region runs from base 864 to 5897 and encodes 1677 amino acids. The transcript has 23 exons. The record is from RefSeq and is a predicted model, not a curated record. Gene Ontology annotation, molecular function: protein binding; metallopeptidase activity.
AAUGGAAUUGCCGCCAGUGUGUACCGGUCUGACUUCCCACUUCGGCUAAAAACAAAAAGCCCGGAACGUUCGAAACAUGAUUUCCACGCUCUUAAAAAGACUUGAGAAAUUGCUUUAAAGCGGACGCCCAGUGCUGGCUCUCUCUCCAGGUGUCUCUCUGCUUCAGGCAAAUGAAUGAGGAUCGCGAUGCUUAUUACUUUUGCAGCUCUCUCUCGCCUUACAAGAUAAUUUUGUGCAUUUCAACUUUUGAAUAUCAAAAAGCAAGUCAAGGAAUGUUUAUUUUUUCUUUAAUAAAAUAAUGACAGGUCGGUUUAUUAUGACUUUUAUUUAGAAUGUAAUAUGUGGCAUUUUGCAUACUGUUUUACUUUACUGGUGAGAUAAGGAAACAAAAAGGUGUAAUAAGCGUUUGGCGGACAACUGUGGGUUUCUGCGACUAAGCUAACUCAUACAAUCCAAGGAGUGAUGGGGGGCAUGAUCAACCGGGUCCCCUCUGAUUGAUUACUUAUUAGUCAUCCCUUUGGCUUAAUGAGACCCAUUGAAAAGGCACAGUAGAACACCUGCACGAAUCAAAUAUUCCUGUGUCCCUUGAAUCUCUCCAGAAGAGUCUUACUUUUGCUUAAACGCGGGCAAGGAAAGGGGGUCGUGGCUUAACAUUAGCCAAUAAGGGGGAUAUUACAGUAUCGCUUCAUGGGUUUAUUUAGACUGAUUCUACGGUUUGACAAGCAGCUGUAAAGAAAAAAAAACAGAAAGAGAAACUCGGGAAGAUUUUAUAGAGGAGCAUUGUGGACCUACGAUUUUUAUACUUAUCGAAUUUAUAUCUAUUCGUUGCUCUUUAUAUAUUUGUAUCACCCCUUCUCCUGAAAAUGAAACUUUGGACUUUUCCCUGGCUGCCUUGCCUGGUGAUACUCAUCUUAUGUUUUGGAUCAGAGUGCGGGACUGUCCGGAGAAAGGGGAGAUCCAAAAGGGACUUGGUGCGUAUCAGGGAGGCGAGAGCCACCUUCCCAGGGGCUUGUGCCACACGUCUGCCGCGGGGCAAACGCUCCUUGCCCGGCAUGGAACGACGGGUGCCUCGCCAGCGUCGGCGCUCCUCUCAGGCGGAGGAGAACUCUCCAAGUCGGGUGAAAGCUGUUUAUUUUACCGGCAGGGGAGACCAACUUCGGCUUAAACCGGGCGUGGAGAUACCGAGAGGGAAUUUUACUCUGGAGAUGUGGAUCAAACCAGAGGGAGGUCAACGAUCUCCUACGGUGAUUGCAGGUCUGUACGAUAAGUGUUUCUACGCCUCCAGCGACCGGGGUUGGCUGCUGGGCAUCCGGGCGGUCAGCGAGCAGGGUAACCGUGACCCACGCUUCUUCUUCUCCCUGAAGACGGACCGUGCCCACAAGGUCACCUCCGUCCACUCCAAUGCCCGCUACCUGCCCAGCACCUGGGCCCACCUGGCAGUCACCUAUGACGGCCUCUACAUGAAGCUCUACGUCAACGGCGCCCAGGUGGGCGUCAGCCGUGAACAGUCGGGCAACGUCUUCAGCCAUCUGACCAAAAAGUGCAAGGUGCUGAUGGUGGGCGGGAAUGCUCUGAACCAUAACUACCGGGGGACUGUGGAGAGGGUAAGUCUGUGGAGGGAGGCCCGGGGACAGAGGCAGAUAAUCAGGGACAUGCAGGGUCACGAAAAUCCUCAAGAUGCACCUCAGCUGGUGAUCAGGGAGACCUUUGAACACCCUGCCCGGAAGUGGCUGACGGUGAAGGAUGGGAGCUUCCCGCAGCCAGAGGAGGGUAGCAGCAGGGUGGGGCAGGCUGGAGUAGGGGUAGGAGGAGGUGGAACUGGAGGGUCUCUGGACACUACCCUUGAACCCCCGCCCUGUGGUCAAACUGUCUGCGACAACGUGGAAGUGGUGACCAACUACAACCGCACCUGGACCUUCCGGAAGUCCAAGACGGUGCGUUACCGUGUGGUCAACGUGUGGGACGACGCUCGGCGCCGGCCCACCGUCACGCCUCGUCAGAUCCACCUGCAGCAUCAGCAACUUAACAACGCCUUCGCCGUCUACAACAUCACUUGGGAGCUGAGCGUCCACAACGUCACUAACUCCUCGCUGCGCCACCGUCUGGUCCUGGCCAACUGUGACAUCAGCAAAGUGGGUGACGAGGCGUGCGACCCAGAGUGCAACCACACGCUGACGGGUUUAGACGCGGGCGACUGUAUCAGGCACCGCAGCCACUGCCCUCAGUCCAAGCAGGGCAACGGGGUGUGCGACCCAGAGUGUAAUUGGGACAACUUCUUCUAUGACAACGGAGACUGCUGUAACCCCAAUGUGACGGAUGUGACCAAGACCUGCUUCAACCGCUCCUCUCCACACAGAGCCUAUUUGGAUGUAAAGGAGCUGAAAGAGAUCCUGAAUCUGGAUGGCUCCACUCACCUGAACGUCUUCUUUGCCAACUCGUCUGAUGAAGACCUGGCUGGAGUCGCUACUUGGCCGUGGGACAAAGAAGCAUUAACACAUCUGGGUGGAAUUGUUCUGAACCCCUCCUUCUAUGGCACAUUUGGUCACAACCACACCAUGAUCCAUGAGAUCGGCCACAGUCUCGGGCUGUACCACGUGUUCCGGGGGAUCUCUGAGAUUGAGUCGUGUAACGAUGCAUGUCUGGAGACUGAGCCGUCGUUGGAGACAGGAGAUCUGUGUGAAGACACUAACCCCACGCCCAAGUACAAGCACUGCAGAGACCCUGAGCCUGGCAACGACACCUGCGGGCGUCGCCACUUCACAAAUACACCGUACAACAACUACAUGAGCUACGCAGAUGAUGACUGUACGAACUCUUUCACCUCCAACCAAGUUGCCCGGAUGCACUGCUACCUGGACCUGAUCUACCAGACGUGGCAGCCCGAGUCCAAGCCACCCCCUGUGCCCAUGGCACCCCAAGUGGUGGAGCAAGAGCAUGCCGCCAUUACCCUGGAGUGGUUCCCGCCUAUUUCCGGCCACUUCUACGACAGAGAAGUGGGAUCAGUGUGUGAUAAAUGCACAGAGGGCCGGGUACUGAUGCAGUACGCAUCCAACUCCUCGUCCCCCAGACCAUGCGCCCCCUCUGGACACUGGAGCCCCCGCGAGGCCGAAGGACCUCCAGACGUUGAGCAGGCAUGUGAGCCCAGCGUGCGUACCUGGAGCCCCAACGCCGGCAUCGAGCAGUGGGUCGUGGGGCUGUCUGAGUGUCCCCUGCAGGGUUGCAUGCUCCAGCUGGAGUUCCCCCACCCACUAGUGCCCGACUCCCUCACCGUGUGGGUCACCUUCUUCAGCCCCGAGGAGAUGGCCCUUCCCGCCAUCCACAACAUCCUGCUCCUGACCGUCAGUGGAAACAACCUCUCGUUGGGUCCUAGUAACGUGUUCUGUGAUGCGCCGCUGACGCUGAAGCUGGACGUGGAGGAGGAGGUGUACGGCGUGCAGUUCUUCACCAUGGAGCAGCAUCUGGAGAUUGAUGCCACCCUACUGGCGUCUAAGCCCGACUGCCCGCUGUGCCGCCACUGCAAGCCUCUCAUCCACCGACUGCUGCGUCAGCCGCCAUUCUCCCAUACCCCCCAUGGCGUGCUGUUGAACGACCCUGCCAGGCGAUACACUGACAGGGACGUGGUACCAGGCAGUGUGUACACCUACCAGGUCCAAACCAUCUCCGCCCGCAGUGAAAGUGAACCGUCUCCACCCCUCACCCAUCAGCUUGGGGCACCAUACUGCGGAGACGGACGCAUCCAGAGGUCCCAGGGAGAGGAGUGUGAUGAUAUGAACUCCAUGAAUGGAGACGGCUGCUCCAGCCAGUGUAAGAAGGAGCCCUUCUUCAACUGUGUCGAGGAGCCCAGUAUGUGUUACUUCUACGACGGUGACGGAGUGUGUGAGGACUUUGAGCGGGAGACCAGCGUGAGGGACUGUGGCCUGUACACCCCCAGUGGGUUCCUGGACCAGUGGGCCACAACCGUACUGGUGUCCCACCAGGAGAGUCUCUACUGCCCAGCCGAGGUGGCCGCCGGCUACCCUGCCGUCACUAAAACAUGCCAGUCCAAGGUAUUUGACCUUUCUGACGGAGUGUCCCAGUAUGCCUGGUUCCCCUGCAGAGAGGCCCUGCAGUCCUCCAGAUACCCUCAGUACUGGCUCAAGGCCAACUUCUCCCACCCCAUGGUGGCUGCUGCUGUGAUAAUCCACCUAGCUGCAGAUGGUACGGGCUACAUCGACCAGACGCAGUGCAACAUCACUGUUAAACUGGUGGACACCAAGGAGGUCACCCACAGCUUAGGCGAUUGGCGUCUGAGCUGCAGGACCAACCCCCUGGUAAUCCCAGUGAGCCAUGACCUGAGUGUGGCCUUCUACCACACCAAGUCCAUCCUGGUCGAGUUCCGCUCCCACCUGGUAGCCAUCUCUGGCGUGGGCCUGCGCUCCUUCCAGUUCUUUGACCCAAUCACCAUCAGCGGGUGCCAGAGCAACGAGAUCUACAACCCCAUGGGUCAGAGCUGUGUCCAUUACUCGUGUGAGGCCAUCGACUGCCAGGAUCCGCUAAUCCGCAAUGCAGAGCUCAAGUGCAGCAGUCUGGGCUUCUUCAACGGAGCUCGCUGCACCAUCACCUGCAACUCUGGCUACGUCCUGCAGGUCCACAGAGACGAUGACAUCAUCAAGACUCAGUCGGACUCAACAGUGACCAUCACCUGUGCAGAUGGGAAGUGGAAUAAGCAGGUGUCGUGUGAGCCAGUAGACUGUGGGCUACCAGACAAGUACCACGUCCACCCAGCCCACUUUAACUUCCCUGAGGGAACUACUUAUGGCAAGAGGAGUACCUUCCAGUGCAGGGAGCCUGCCCAGCUCGUAGGUUCUAACAACACCCUGACGUGUCUGGAGGAUGGUCUGUGGUCGUUCCCCGAGGCGCUGUGUGAGCUGCGCUGUCCGGCUUCGCCCCAUGUGCCCAACGCCAUGCUGCAGACCAAGCGCUGCAACGACACAGGCCUCAAAGUGGGCUCCCUCUGCAAGUACAAGUGCAAGCCAGGCUACCACGUCACCAACAAGCCCAAAAGGCGAGCAUUUAAGCGUCAGUGCACGGAGGACGGCAGCUGGCUGGAGGGGGCGUGCGAACCGGUGACCUGUGACCCUCCGCCCGCCAUCUUCCACGGCAUGUACCAGUGCACCGACGGCUUCCGCUUCGACAGCACCUGCUGGAUCAACUGCCCCAGAGCCAACCACACGGUGAGACCGCUGCACACCGCUCCAUGCAAGCAGGGGCCCAGCACCAAUGUGAUCCGUUGCAGGAAGGACGGCAACUGGACUGGUUCCUUCAAGCUCUGUCCUCAGAGCAAGGGACAGUGCUCUCUACCUCAAAACCUUAACCCCAGCAUACGAGUCAGCUGCAAGAAGGGACAUGGAAUAGGUGAGGAGUGUGAGCUGACGUGCAGGGACAAUAACAGCGAUGUGGUGAUCCUGCUUAGCAACAUGACCGCAGACAGCAUGCGCAAGGAGCACUGGAGAAACCCACCCAAAGUCAAGAAUGUAGUGUGUACAAUGGGACUGAAGUGGUAUCCACAUCCAGAGGUGCUCCACUGCAUCAAAAGAUGUGAUCCGUUCAUUGGAGACAAUUACUGUGACUCGGUCAACAACAGAGCCUUCUGUAACUACGACGGAGGGGACUGCUGCCACUCCACCGUCAAGACCAAGAAGGUGAUCCCGUUCCCCAUGUCCUGUGACAUACGGGAAGACUGUGCCUGCCGAGACCCCAAAGCUGCAGAGAACAGGAAAGAUGAGCAUGUCCACUCCCUGGGCUCCUGUCUUCGACACUGUCUUGUGUCGUCAUCCUCAUCAAUGUCAUUACAAAGUCCGGAGACCAGAAACAGUGACUCUCCGAGAAAGGGAUAUGACAGUCUUUACAGAAUGUGACUGCUUCUGUGUCAACAUGUACACAGCCCAUGAUGUAUGGUCUGGCUUUAGUCUUCUGAUGUGUUCUCUGUACUGGGCAAGGUACUGUUCCAAAGCCAUAAAGCCAGGAUGUUAUGAAAUGACGUUUCAGAUGUGAUGUUUUGUAUACGAGAAUAUCACCUCUCUACUGUAAGCCACCACAGGAUACCUUUGCUGUACCUCAUGCCUGUAAUGUUUGCUGCUUCUAUAUGUUGGUAUUUAGUGAUUUUUGCGUCUCUUAGCAAUGGUGUAAAUAGUAGAACUAUUUAUUGAGAGUGUUAUACUUUUUUAAGUUAUAUUUAAUGUUCAUGUAAAUUAUUUUUUACAUUGCUCUUAUAAACAGACAUAUUGGUUGUGAGUUAAAAACGUUUUUUUCUCUUCCUUUAUUGUCAUUUUAUUUCUGUCACAAUGUCGUUGUCACAAAGCGCUGGUCAAGGUCGCUGUCUCAUUGGUCACUGGGGUAGAUAGACACUACUCCCGCCGAAUGAGGAUUCACCACAUGUUUAUGCAGUGCACAAGUAUAAUUUUUCUUUCUUUCUAUAUUGCAAAUCCAGAAUGUUCUGUCAUUUUCCACAUUUUGCUUUAUUCGAUAACUCUUCAAUAGUAAACCGAGAGAACCUAUAUCAUGUUGAAGUAGGUAGAUCCAUACUUAAUGAACUCUGAGGAGUAUUCAGGCAGCCGGGGGUGCUCCAGGUGGGUUGAUGAUAAAGGGGGUAGAGGAGGGGAAGGGGUGGGAUGGGUGGAGGUGGGCUGCUUUUCCUGGCGGGCCUGAGUAUUUGUCCAGGUGUAAAAACUGUGUACACACAGAGCUGCCCCUGGGCCAGGACUGAUGAGUCUAACUUUCUCUUGGAGGUGGCGGCUGUUCACUGCAGCACUCCCCUCCUGACACUCCGGGCCAUCCGUCACUGUCAGGAAGAAGAAACGGCAGGCUGGCAUAGCGGUCAGGUCGGAUAGGGAAUGCCUUGGAGGUGAGGUGGGCCGCAUGGACGAGCAGGGAGGAGGGAUAAUUGGAAUACUACCUAACAUAUGAGCCCUAGUGCAGCAGGUUGAGGAACUGCCCUGUCCUUCACUGUCAGACCAGAGGAGUAAAAUAAAUCAACAUUUGAAAUGCAUGGCGGAGAGUCCGUUUCAAUGUCUUUACAUUAGUGGUGGAAAAAGUACCCAAUUGUGAUACUUGAGUAAAUGUAAAGAUACCUUAAUAGAAAAUGACUCGAGUAAAAGUGAAAUUCACCCUGUAAAAUACUACUUGAGUAAAAGUCUAAAAGUAUUUGGUUUUAGAUAUACUUAAGUAUCAAAAGUAAAAGUAUAAAUAAUUUACUAUUCCUUAUAUGAAGCAAAAAGGACAAACCAUUUUUUAUUUUUUUAUUUACAGAUAGCCAGGAGCACACUCCAACACUCAGACAUAUUUACAAAUUAAGCAUUUGUGUUUAGAGAGUCAGAUCAGAAGCCGUAGGGAUGACCUGGGACGUUCUGUUGAUAAGUGCGUUAAUUUGACAAUUUUCCUGUCCUGCUAAGCAUUCAAAAUGUUACAGGUACUUUAGGGUGUCAGGGAAAAUAUAUGUAGUAAAAAGUACAUGAUUUUCUUUAGGAAUGUAGUGAAGUAAAAGUUGUCAAAAAUAUUAAUAGUAAAGUAAGGAUACUCAAAAAAUGACGUAAGUAGUACGUUAAAGUAUUUUUACUUAAGUACUUUACACCACCGCUUUACAUACAGUAGACGUAACUUAUUUUAGUUCAUUAUUGUGCAUGGGAGGGGAUUUUCACAAUCACAAACUAGCUACAUACCAGGCAUGAGUAAACAGUUGAAAUUCUGUGGUGUUAGCUAGCUUUGCUAAAAGCAGUAAACUUUACUCAAGUACCUCUCACAGGCUCCUGAUUAAAGAAUGGUCCACUUGUGUUUAUUUCUUAUUCCCAUGCACAGAAAUGAAAAAUUAAUGGUCCUUUUCUAAGUGGAAAGUAUAAAAUCUAGUAUAUAAAUAUUAUGUGGAUAUUUAGUGGUAUUAUUGCAAUGUUUCGUACACAAUUGUUCAGCAUAUAUAUUUUAAGAUGUAAAUAAUUAUAUUAUAUGAUGAUUGUAUUUGCAAAACCAUGUAUUAUCUGUUUGGGGUAGCUCUUGGAUUUUUACCAGAGGCAAUAUAAGACAAAUUCAUUGUGCAUUGUCUACCAUCGAAGUACCACCUGAAAGUACAAACUAAUACAAUACCAUAAUGCACAACACAGGCUUUAUACAAACACUGUUGUCAAUUGUCUUAAAACAGUCAUAUACAAAAUCAAACGUAAUUUAUUUGUUGUCAAGAUGAAUAAAGCGUCAUGUGGUCAGUUUCUGGGUCUCGGAGCAGUCAGUUGAAAAUAAAUGACCAAAAUGUUCCUUCUUUUUUUGGGAGAGAAAACAAACAAAACUAGAGGAAAGCAUUCAUUUGAAGAGAAUAUAAUGUUACAACACAUUCUUCUUAUCAGACUUGGAGGAUUUUAAUUAAAUGAUAAUGCCAGAGAAGCCAGUGUUUGGAGGAUAUAUUGGCAUGGUGUUGUACCAAUAUAUCCUCCUAACACCGGCAUUAUCACUUUUAUACAGCAGGUUACCAACAUAUUCAAAUAAUGAUUGACAUAUUUUCAUAAAAAAACUUUAUUUUGAUGAAUUUAUUCAUACUGUUUCAUCAUUCCACGAGAUAUAGUCCCGACACAAAUCUCAGGUUACUAUCCAAUUCGGCUGGUCAUUCGUUAGAUUGGUUCGGUUGCCAGAGGCACGAUCCAGUCAUUAAGUCUUUUUGUUCUGUAUCUGUGGACGUGACCCAUUCGUUCGUUCUAAAUUUUCCAUUGCCAUACUGGCUGGCAACAUUCAUAUCCCUUGCUUGCUAGCUAACCAACUACGGCUAAAUUACAGUCACGUCAAACAGUGCAGCCAGAAUAACAGCGAAGUAGCUGCAUUUGCGUGUUUUUAAGCUGUUUUCUAUUGACAUUUAUUUGGAUAGAUCCAUAACGAUGCACGAUUUCGCCUGGCAUCGAAAAUGUGCUCUCUUGUCAGGACACUGUUGUUUGAGGCGCUAGCCAACAACACAACUAACAAUCACUUCAAACUGAAGCUGGAAAGACUGCAAACUAGCUGCAUAUCAUUUCGUUUUACCUGUUUUCUAUUGACAUUCCUUUAAUAUUUAUAUAUACAAAUUAUACAAGCUGAUUCAUGAUUUCCACUGCCUGAGAAGAGCUGUCUGCCUGUCUGUCUCGUCCCGACACGUUAAUUACUAUGGGACAACUGGAGAUCGAAUUCCAAUAUUGAAACAAUGUUGCAAAUGUCGGAGAGACAGACAGCAAGGUUUAUACAAAUCUCCGCUGUUAAAAACCAAAUGUUGGUCUAAAAGAAAUGGGAGAUAAUAUCAAGAUGCUUUUUGUGGUGGAGAUCAAGUUUUUAAAUUGCCUGGCUGGGCUGAUGAGACAGUGGAUUGUGCAGUGAGAUGGAACAGAGUAAAUAGGCAUUUCAACGUCAUAGCUUUAGCCGGUGGUAACUUGUGGAAUAGACAACGGCUGGAAUGCGGUUUUAACCAAUCAGCAUCCAUUAUUAUACCCAUCCGUUGUAUAACAGUGAACACCAUUCCCCUUGAACUCACCCUCAUGGACUGAAUGGCACCAACCAAACAACACCUCACCUAUCCUUCCUCAAUACCACAGGUAUUUGCUUACUCUUUCCCACUUUUCAAUGGAUUUAGAACUGACUCUCGCCAACACUGUAAAGGUAUCCAUCAGUACCCCUCUCCAAUCCAUUCUGUUAGGUCCAUACACAGCAUGCACUUUUUCAGGAACAUACAACAGAUCAGACUUCUGUGUAUCAGACGAUAGUUCCUCGUAUUCUUUGUUUUUUCACAGUUGGUAUUAUAUUUCCGGUGCUCUGGUACAUGGCAAGCAGGUGUCUGAUGAUGCGUACUAUAUUUUCAUGAGAAUGAUUCCUCAUUCACGAUGACUAUCAUGUUAAUUUCCCUGUCAUGUAUUGUGUAGAAAUAAAACACUGGUUAAGUGUU